This is a messenger RNA of Schistosoma rodhaini, 1344 nucleotides long. NCBI's taxonomy places the organism in Eukaryota, Metazoa, Platyhelminthes, Trematoda, Strigeidida, Schistosomatidae. The record is from the annotation of a GenBank genome assembly.
UGUUGACCUUCGCGACCCCGCUGUUCAUGAACUCCUUGGCUCGUGAGGCGUUGGCAAUUCCUGUGAAUGGAUGUCUCGAUAAAGAAUAUAAGUACAGACAUAUAAACUCUUUGCUUGAGGCCAAAACAAAUGACCUUCUGAGAAGCGCAGGAAAAAUACUUGCUCAGGAAGCCCAGAGUAUUGAUGAAUGCUCAUAUAUCCAGCCAAAUCAAAGUCCAAAAUGUUACAGUCCUAUGACAGAAAAGAGCGACUUUCUGGAGAGAAAUCCUGAGCAUAAUUGUGAAGUUGACAACGGAAUAAGUUCUCCUGUUGACGAACAUAAACACAACCAUGAGCCUUAUUCAGACAAAGAUGAAAUAAACGACCGCAAUGUUCUUCCAGAACCUGCCGAAGGUCUAGGUCUGAAAGCUCAAAAUCGGUACCUGAAAGCAAAAGUUCGCGUACUAUUAGAAGAAAAUCAAAAGCUCAAUUCACAGAUUACUCAUCAAAAUGAUGAAAUUGUUCGAAUGAAAAGUCGUAUGCAAGAACUGGAAGAAGAACGCAAUCGGUUACAUCGAGUCACAUCUGCACAUUCAUCUCAGUUAGAAAAAAUGAAAAAAAGUUUGGGCGAAACACGCGUUCACUGUAAUGAACUAGAAACAGAAAAGACUAAUUACAAAAAGGAUUAUGAUUCACUGAAACGUAAUUCUGAUCAGCAAGUUUUCGAGAUCAAAUCUUUGACUACACGUCUUAAUCGUGCAAUUGAAGAAUCUGAUCGUUAUAAAGCUGAAUUAGACAAGGUCCGUUCAUCUACACGUGAGAGCGUUGGAUCUAUGCGUCAUAAUAUGGAUAAUUUAAUGGCUGAAAAUAAGCGGUUGGAAAAGCAGAAGUCCGAAUUAAUUUCAACAUUUAAAAAGCAAAUGAAGUUGAUCGAUAUAUUGCGUAGACAAAAAAUGCUAAUCGAAGCCUCGAAGUGCUUACAAAUAACAGAAGAUGAAUUUCUGAAGGCUCUCGAUUGGUAAAGUCUUUAAACACAAGCAUUUUCUUCGUAAUAUAUUAAUCGUCUGAAUCAAAACAUUUCAUAUUAUCAAUGAUUGUUUACGUUCUGCAUGCUUUAUUUAUUUAAUUUUUCACAGUUGUAUUGUUUUUAUAUUAGAUGAAAUAUAUACUUGCUAUCAAAAAUAUGUUAUUAAUCGCAUUAAUCACGGAUUUCUCUUUGCGAUGUGGAUUGAUCUAUGUUGCUUCAGUUAACAAUAUUCCAUUAUACCGUUGAAUAUUUUUUCUGUAAACUAAGUUUUGAUGUCUUUUAAUUUGUUAACUAAUCAAUUAGUUUUUGGGGUGAUCUCAGCUUUAAUGAAACUACGA